This is a messenger RNA of Triticum turgidum subsp. durum (durum wheat), 1371 nucleotides long. Lineage: Eukaryota; Viridiplantae; Streptophyta; Magnoliopsida; Poales; Poaceae. The record is from the annotation of a GenBank genome assembly.
AUGAAUGGCCUUCUAUAUAUGUAUGACUGCCCUGAUAGCAUUGGUGACAUGACCAGUCUCACCCAGUUUGUGAUUGAUACUCCAACUUCUGAGCUGCUUGAGAAGAUUCCAGCCAUUCAAAAGCGUCUAAAUCUUGUGGGCACAGUAAGGCAUGACAUACAUGAGAUAGAGAGCAGAGGAUGCAACAGUAUAGUGGACCUUGUGGGAUUGACUUGUUCAGAGCUGAUACUUGCAGGGCUUCAAAAUGUCAGGCAUCCAGAAGAUGCAGACAGAGUCAGACUACGUGAUAAAUCAGAUAUUCGGUUGCUUAAACUUCUCUGGGAAAACCAAGGAGGUAAAUCAGUGCUGGACAGGCUCGUACCUCCUCGGACUCUUGAACACUUUCAGCUACUUGGGUAUAGCAGCAAGGAUUUCCCUAACUGGAUGUUUCACAUCUCGUCCUAUCUCCCCUUUCUCAGCGAACUGACUCUUAAUGGUUUGGAAGCAUGUGAUUCUCUUCGUCCAUUCGGGGCACUGCCAAAUUUAAGAAUGUUGUGUCUGAAAAACAUUCCCAAUAUUAGGAAAAUCGGCAAGGAAUUCUAUGGAGAGGGCACACCUUGUAUGAAACUAAGAAUACUGACACUGAAGUUGAUGAAGAAUUUGGUGGAAUGGUGGACAACAGAGACAGGUGAAGAAAACAAAGAGUUCUUAAUCCCCAAUUUGCAUUUUUUGUUUGUAGUGGACUGUCCAAAGUUGAAGUUCCUAACAUAUCCCCCAAGAAGUAUGAAUUGGGGUUUGAGCAACAGCGACACAGUUUUGCCAGAACGAGGAUUUGGAAACCUCUCCUCUUAUAUUCAUCCUUCUGAGAUCGUUCUGAAGAGCUGUAGUUUCUCUCAAGACAGGUGGGAUAGUUUUCAACACUUUACCACCCUGGAGAAUUUUUAUGUAUACUCCAUCAGUGGCUUGAGGACUUUGCCAGAGGUCAUGCGAUGCUUCACUUCUCUCACUGGACUAUGGUUGGUGUCGUUGAAUGACCUGGAGACACUCCCGGUAUGGUUGGGUCAGCUUGGUUCUCUAGAACUCUUUCACAUCCACAAUUGCCCUAAGCUGACAUCUUUGCCCAAAAGCAUGAAGAAUCUCACCGCUCUUAGAAAACCAAGGUUGCUACAGUGCAAAGGCCGGGAGAUAUUACCGGAAUGGUUGGGACAGUUGACUUCUCUAGAAGAACUUUUCAUCAGAGAUUGUCCCAGCCUGACAUGUUUGCCUGAAAGCAUACAGAAUCUCUCUGCUUUGAAGCUACUUAGAAUUGUUCGAUGUCCGAGUCUGAUUGCGAGGUGCCAAGGGGAGGAUGCCCACAAAAUUUCUCAGAUCCCCAAAGUCGAAUUCAACUGA